AUGGAGCAUGAGGUUGGCAAGUCUGUGGACAAUCAAAUGGACAAAUACAUAGUUACAAUAAUGGGGAAAUCAGAGAGUCAAAUGGAUAUUGUGGAAAAAUCAACAAAAUCUGGGAAGAAAUCCUGGAGCUUUGUGGCGAUCGGUCUGACUGUCUUGCUGUUCCUCAUGACUUGUGCAGUGGUCGCCCUGGUGAUCCUGUAUGCCAGCAGCAGAGGCACUCACUACAGCACCAAUUCAGGCAACGUAUGUACCACACCCGGAUGUGUUACAGCAGCUGCUAGAAUAAUUCAGAAUAUGGACCCAACAGCUGACCCUUGCAAGGAUUUCUACCAGUACGCCUGUGGGGGCUGGCUGAACCGGCAUGUUAUCCCAGAAACCAGCUCCAGAUACAGCAUUUUUGACAUCCUGAGAGACGAGCUGGAGAUCAUCCUGAAAGGUGUGUUGGAGACUUCAGAUCAAGGGGACAGAGAAGCAUUUCAGAAAGCUAAAAUACUUUACAAGUCGUGCAUGAAUGAGAGUCUUAUAGAGCAACGAGAUUCAUUGCCUCUGCUAGAGGCCUUAAAGAUGGUUGGAGAUUGGCCAGUGGCUUCUGCAGACUGGAAUAAAACCAAAGAACCAGACUGGAGCAUGGAAGAAAAACUCUCCAUAAUGAACUCCAGAUUUAACAAACGUGUCCUCAUUGACAUGUUUGUAUGGAAUGACGACCGGGAUUCCAGCAGACACAUCAUAUAUAUUGACCAGCCAAGUUUAGGAAUGCCAUCCAGGGAUUAUUACUUUAAUGGGGGCAACUAUCAAAGGGUGAGAGAAGCUUACCUGCAGUUCAUGAUCACCAUUGCCAAAAUGAUCCGGGAAGACAAGAACACGUCUAAAGACGAUUCGUUUGUCGAAGAGGAAAUGGCAAAGGUUAUGGAGCUUGAAACAGAGAUUGCAAAUGCAACUACCCCAGCAGAAGAAAGGCAUGAUGUAACCUUGUUGUACAACAAAAUGACCUUAAAAGAGCUACAGGAAAAGUUUGCAUUGAACGAAUUUAACUGGACCUUCUUCAUCCAAGGUGUCAUGUCUUCCGUAAGCGUUCAGGUUGACCCUGAAGAGGAAGUUGUUGUAUAUGGCGUGCCCUAUCUGCAAGAGCUGAAAGCAAUUAUCUCAAAGUACUCAGCAAGCACCAUCCAGAACUACCUCAUCUGGCGAUUAGUAAUCGAUCGAGUCAGCAGCUUGAGUCGUCGUUUCAAGGAUGCUCGGGCCAGCUACAGGAAGGCACUUUAUGGGACAACACUGGAAGAAGCCCGCUGGAGGGAGUGUGUGAGUUACGUCAACAACAACAUGGAGAAUGCAGUGGGAGCAAUGUAUGUCAGGGAGACAUUUGCUGGUGAGAGCAAGAGGAUGGUCCGAGAUUUAAUAGAGAAGAUUCGUGAAGUGUUUAUAGAGACUUUAGAUGAGUUACAGUGGAUGGAUGAGGCAUCUAAAGAGAAAGCUCGUGAGAAGGCAAUGGCAAUUAAAGAACAAAUUGGCUAUCCAGAUUAUAUUUUGGAAGAUCAGAAUGAAAAACUAGAUCAGGAAUAUGCCAAUUUAAACUUCAGUGAACAGAAUUACUUUGAAAACAUUCUGGAAAACCUGAGAGCUGGAGCCCAAAAGAGCUUGAAAAAACUUCGAGAGAGAGUUGACCAAGAUGUAUGGAUAAUUGGAGCUGCAGUGGUCAAUGCAUUCUAUUCCCCAAACCGGAACCAGAUAGUUUUUCCUGCUGGGAUUCUACAGCCCCCCUUCUUCAGCAAACACCAGCCACAAGCCCUGAACUUUGGAGGGAUCGGGAUGGUUAUCGGGCAUGAAAUUACUCAUGGGUUUGAUGACAACGGGAGGAAUUUUGAUAAAGACGGAAAUAUGUUUGACUGGUGGAGCAAUUUCUCAGCCAUGCAUUUCAAGGAACAGUCUCGUUGCAUGGUUUAUCAGUACGGGAACUACACAUGGGAGCUCGCUGGAGGACAAAAUGUCAGUGGAAUAAGCACAUUAGGAGAAAAUAUUGCAGAUAAUGGAGGAGUCCGACAGGCUUAUAAGGCCUACUUAAAAUGGCUGGAACGGGAAGGGAAGGAGCCAAAGUUGCCUGGACUGAAUCUGUCCCACAAACAGCUCUUCUUCCUCAACUUUGCCCAGGUUUGGUGUGGUUCCUACAGACCAGAAUAUGCUAGCCAGUCAAUAAAGACAGAUGUUCACAGCCCUCUGAAAUACAGGGUGAUGGGAUCUUUGCAGAACUUUGAAGCGUUCUCAGAGGUGUUCCGCUGUAAAAAAGGCACAGCCAUGCAUCCUGCAGAGAAAUGCCGAGUGUGGUAA
Messenger RNA from Opisthocomus hoazin, 2322 nucleotides. RefSeq names its product membrane metalloendopeptidase like 1 (gene MMEL1). Gene Ontology annotation, biological process: protein processing. The record is from RefSeq and is a predicted model, not a curated record. Gene Ontology annotation, molecular function: metalloendopeptidase activity. Gene Ontology annotation, cellular component: plasma membrane. Lineage: Eukaryota; Metazoa; Chordata; Aves; Opisthocomiformes; Opisthocomidae.